AUGGCAGAGCAAGACUCCACCGAGAAGAAACUUCCAGCUGUGGCUGCGCUGCACUCUCACUUCAUCGUGGGCUCUGUGUCAGAGGAAAACUCUGAGGAUGAGACCGCAGGGAAGCUGGACCUGCAGCUGGAGGACAAUCCACGCUCCCUUUCCCCCUCCUCCGUCAGUUCAGAUAGCACUUAUGAGAUGGGCUUCGACAGCCUGGACGGACCCUUGCACAAUAUGAGGCCUAGCAUGUCAGGACUUCACCUUGUGAAGCAGGGUAGGGACCGCAGACGUAUCGACCUGCAGAGGGAUUUUACUGUUGCUUCUCCAGCUGAGUUUGUCACCCGCUUCGGUGGAAACAAAGUUAUUGAGAAGGUCCUUAUUGCGAACAAUGGCAUUGCUGCAGUCAAGUGCAUGCGCUCUAUCCGACGCUGGGCUUACGAAAUGUUUCGGAAUGAACGGGCCAUACGCUUUGUUGUCAUGGUGACCCCAGAGGACCUUAAAGCUAAUGCAGAGUACAUCAAGAUGGCAGAUCACUAUGUGCCUGUGCCAGGAGGGACAAACAACAACAACUACGCUAAUGUGGAACUCAUCUUGGACAUUGCUAAACGAAUUCCUGUUCAAGCUGUGUGGGCUGGCUGGGGUCAUGCCUCUGAAAAUCCCAAACUUCCUGAAUUGCUGCACAAGAACGGCAUCGCCUUCAUGGGUCCUCCAAGUCAGGCUAUGUGGGCUCUCGGGGAUAAGAUCGCUUCCUCUAUUGUGGCCCAGACAGCAGGCAUUCCCACACUACCCUGGAGUGGAACAGGACUGACUGUAGAGUGGACAGAGAAUGACCAGAAGAAAGGGAUUAUUAAUGUUCCUACUGAGCUAUACGAGCAAGGCUGUGUGCACGACGUGGAGGCUGGACUGAAGGCUGCUGAACAAGUGGGCUUCCCUGUGAUGGUGAAGGCAUCUGAGGGCGGAGGAGGAAAAGGGAUCCGGAAAGUCAACUGUGCAGAAGACUUCCCCAACCUCUAUAGACAGGUUCAAGCUGAGGUUCCAGGUUCCCCGAUUUUUGUCAUGCAAUUGGCCAAACAUGCUCGUCAUCUGGAGGUUCAGAUCUUGGCUGAUCAGUACGGUAAUGCCAUCUCUCUGUUCGGCCGUGAUUGCUCCGUGCAGCGCAGACACCAGAAGAUCAUUGAAGAAGCCCCGGCUACUAUCGCUACAUCAGACGUGUUUGAAGAUAUGGAGAAGUGUGCUGUGAAGUUGGCGAAGAUGGUGGGCUAUGUGAGUGCGGGUACAGUGGAGUAUCUGUACAGUCAGGACAGCAGCUUUUACUUCCUGGAGCUCAAUCCACGUCUUCAAGUGGAACAUCCUUGUACUGAGAUGGUGGCUGACGUUAACCUGCCAGCAGCUCAACUGCAGAUUGCUAUGGGCAUCCCACUUCACCGUAUUAAAGACAUCAGAGUGCUGUAUGGGAUGCAGCCAUGGGGAGAUUCCCCCAUUGACUUUGAUGGACUCUCUACCACCCCCUGUCCACGAGGACAUGUCAUUGCAGCUCGAAUUACCAGUGAGAACCCAGAUGAGGGUUUUAAACCCAGCUCUGGAACUGUCCAGGAAUUAAAUUUCCGCAGUAACAAAAAUGUGUGGGGCUACUUCAGCGUGGCGGCAGCUGGAGGACUGCAUGAGUUUGCAGACUCUCAGUUUGGCCACUGCUUCUCCUGGGGAGAGAACCGUGAGGAAGCCAUCUCAAACAUGGUGGUGGCCCUCAAGGAGCUGUCCAUCAGAGGAGACUUCAGGACUACAGUGGAGUAUCUCAUAAAGCUGCUUGAAACGGAGAGUUUCCAGCACAACAGCAUUGACACAGGAUGGCUGGACAGGCUCAUCUCUGAGAAGAUGCAGGCAGAGCGUCCUGAUACUAUGCUGGGGGUAGUAAGUGGAGCUCUGCAUGUGGCUGAUGUUAACUUCAGGAACAGUGUGUCCAACUUCCUGCACUCACUGGAGAGAGGGCAGGUUUUACCAGCACACACGCUGCUGAACACGGUGGAUGUGGAGCUUAUCUACGAAGGCACCAAGUAUGUGCUGAAGGUGACCAGGCAGUCUCCUAACUCUUAUGUGGUCAUCAUGAAUUGCUCUUCGGUAGAGGUGGAUGUUCAUCGCUUGAGUGACGGUGGUAUGUUGCUCUCGUAUGAUGGCAGCAGCUACACCACCUACAUGAAGGAGGAGGUAGACAGGUAUCGCAUCAUUAUCGGGAAUAAGACGUGUGUGUUUGAAAAGGAGAACGACCCUUCAGUCCUUCGCUCUCCUUCUGCUGGGAAACUCAUCCAGUAUACAGUGGAGGAUGGAGGACAUGUGUUUGCUGGACAAUGUUAUGCAGAGAUAGAGGUGAUGAAGAUGGUGAUGACUCUGACGGCCUCAGAGUCUGGCUGUAUUCACUAUGUGAAGAGAGCAGGUGCAGUGCUGGAGCCAGGUUGCAUCAUUGGCAAACUGCAGCUAGAUGACCCCAGCAGAGUACAGCAGGCGGAGUUGUAUACAGGAACUUUACCCAGCAUUCAGUCUGUGGCUCUCAGGGGAGAGAAGCUUCACAGAGUCUUCCACAGCACUCUGGGUCACUUAGUGCACAUUAUGAACGGCUACUGUCUGCCAGAGCCUUUCUUCAGUGCCAAGCUGAAAGAAUGGGUGGAGCGUCUUAUGAAGACUCUAAGGGACCCCUCCCUACCCCUGCUGGAGCUUCAGGACAUCAUGACCAGUGUUUCAGGCCGAAUCCCUCCUGCGGUGGAGAAGGCCAUCAAAAAAGAAAUGGCUCAGUAUGCCAGCAACAUCACCUCUGUCCUCUGCCAGUUUCCCAGCCAGCAGAUUGCCAAUAUACUGGACAGUCAUGCUGCCACGCUGAACAGGAAGUCAGAGAGAGAGGUCUUCUUCAUGAACACACAGAGCAUCGUACAGCUGGUUCAGAAGUACCGCAGUGGCAUCAGAGGACAUAUGAAAGCAGUGGUGAUGGAUCUCCUCAGGCAGUAUUUGAGAGUGGAGGUUCAGUUUCAGCAUGGUCACUAUGACAAGUGUGUAUUUGCACUACGAGAGGAAAACAAAGUAGACAUGGCCAAUGUGCUCAACUACAUAUUCUCUCAUGCUCAAGUCACAAAGAAGAACUGUCUGGUCACCAUGCUGAUUGAUCAGCUAUGUGGGCGAGACCCGACCCUGACGGACGAGCUGAUGGCCAUACUCACAGAGCUCACACAGCUCAGCAAGACCACCAAUGCCAAGGUGGCAUUGCGGGCACGGCAGGUUCUCAUCGCUUCUCACCUUCCCUCAUAUGAGCUGCGACACAAUCAGGUGGAAUCCAUUUUCCUGUCUGCCAUCGACAUGUAUGGACACCAGUUCUGCAUUGAGAACCUGCAGAAACUGAUCCUGUCAGAAACAUCCAUCUUUGAUGUGCUGCCAAAUUUCUUUUACCAUAGUAAUCAGGUGGUACGGAUGGCUGCUCUCGAGGUGUAUGUUCGUAGAGCUUACAUCGCUUAUGAACUCAACAGCGUCCAGCACCGUCAGCUGAAGGACAACACCUGCAUCGUGGAGUUCCAGUUCAUGCUGCCCACAUCCCACCCCAACAGAGGGAACAUCCCCACUCUAAACAGGAAACUGUCUGCCCCACUGCAGGACUACAAACCUCCAGCUAACACAGCUAACACUAGUGGAGCCACAGAGGCAGCUAGUGACUCUGCUGAGAGUGAGGACAGAAUGUCCUUUUCCUCAAACCUGAACCACUACGGCAUGGUCCACGUGGCCAGCGUUAGUGAUGUGCUCCUAGACACCUCCUUUACCCCACCCUGUCAGCGCAUGGGAGCCAUGGUUUCCUUCCGCUCUUUCCAGGAGUUCACCAGGAACAUAAAGGAUGUUCUGAGCUGUUUCUCAGACUCUCCUCCAUCAACUCCAACCUUUCCUGAAGGGGGGAACCCUGUGCUGUAUAGAGAGGAGGACAGCAAGAGCAUUCAAGAUGAGCCCAUUCAUAUUCUUAAUGUGGCAAUAAAGACGGACAGUGAUAUUGAUGAUGAUGGGCUGGCGGCCAUGUUUCGUGAGUUUACACAGUCUAAGAAAUCUCUGCUGUUUGACCACGGCAUCCGAAGACUUACCUUCCUGGUUGCUCAGAAGGAUUUCAGAAAGCAAAUCAACUGUGAGGUGGACCAGAGGUUCCAUAGAGAAUUCCCCAAAUUUUUUACAUUCCGGGCUCGAGACAAGUUUGAGGAAGACCGUAUCUACAGACACUUGGAACCUGCAUUAGCUUUCCAGCUGGAGCUCAACCGCAUGCGUAAUUUUGCACUGACAGCCAUCCCCUGUGCCAAUCAUAAGAUGCACCUGUACUUGGGAGCUGCCCGUGUGGAAGUAGGCACUGAGGUCACAGAUUACCGCUUCUUUGUGCGGGCAAUCAUCCGUCACUCAGAUUUGGUCACCAAGGAAGCAUCAUUUGAGUACCUGCACAACGAGGCAGAACGCUUGCUGCUGGAGGCCAUGGAUGAACUGGAAGUGGCUUUCAACAACACCACUGUGCGAACCGACUGCAAUCACAUCUUCCUCAACUUCGUUCCAACAGUCAUCAUGGACCCUUCAAAGAUUGAGGAAUCUGUGCGCUCCAUGGUCAUGCGCUACGGCAGUCGCUUGUGGAAGCUCCGUGUGCUUCAAGCCGAGCUGAAGAUCAACAUCCGAUUGACUCCCACCGGCAAACAGAUCCCCAUCCGCCUCUUCCUGACCAACGAGAGUGGCUACUACCUGGACAUCAGCCUGUACAAGGAAGUCACUGACUCCCGUACAGGACAGGUGGGGCACAAAGACCGACAGAUCAUGUUCCAGGCAUAUGGAGAUAAGCAGGGUCCUCUUCAUGGCAUGCUCAUCAACACACCCUACGUCACAAAAGACCUGCUGCAGUCCAAACGCUUCCAGGCACAGAGCCUCGGCACUACCUAUGUUUACGACUUCCCAGAAAUGUUUCGCCAGGCUUUAAGGAAGCUGUGGCAAUCCAUGGAUGCACACGCCAACUUGCCCAAGUGCCCUCUUCCAUCAGAACUGCUCACCUUCACAGAGCUGGUUCUGGAUUCUCAGGGUCAGCUGGUGCAGAUGAACCGCCUACCUGGAGGGAAUGAGAUUGGCAUGGUAGCAUGGCGAAUGACCCUCCGGACCCCUGAGUAUCCAGCCGGCCGUGAGAUUAUAGUGAUCAGCAAUGACAUCACACAUAAGAUUGGCUCGUUUGGGCCACAAGAAGAUGUUCUGUUCCAGCAAGCUUCAGAAAUGGCAAGAGAAAGUGGCAUUCCACGGAUCUAUAUUGCUGCCAACAGCGGAGCUCGUAUAGGCCUGGCAGAGGAGAUCAGACACAUGUUUCAUGUGGCCUGGCAGGAUCCGGUGGACCCAUACAAGGGUUUUAAGUACCUAUACCUCACACCACAGGACUAUAAGAAGGUGUCUGCUCUGAACUCAGUCCACUGUGAACAUGUGGAGGAUGAGGGGGAAUCCAGGUAUAAAAUCACUGAUAUCAUUGGGAAAGAGGAAGGGUUGGGUGUGGAGAACUUGAGAGGUUCUGGCAUGAUCGCAGGUGAAUCGUCACUGGCGUAUGAGGAUAUUAUCACCAUGAAUCUGGUGACAUGCAGGGCCAUUGGAAUCGGAGCGUACUUGGUGAGACUGGGCCAAAGAACCAUACAGGUGGAAAACUCUCAUAUCAUCCUGACUGGAGCCGGAGCUCUCAAUAAGGUUCUCGGGCGUGAGGUGUACACUUCCAAUAACCAACUGGGUGGAGUACAGAUCAUGCACAAUAACGGAGUCACACACACCAAUGUGUGCGAUGAUUUUGAGGGAGUGUAUACAUUGCUGCACUGGCUGUCUUACAUGCCAAAGAAUAUGUCCAGCCCUGUGCCGAUACUCUCUGCUAAAGAUCCCAUUGAUCGAGCGAUAGAGUUUGUCCCAACCAAGGCACCUUAUGACCCACGCUGGAUGCUAGCUGGACGUCCCAAUCAGAACAUUAAGGGUGCAUGGGUGAGUGGGUUCUUCGACCAGGGCUCUUUUCUGGAGAUCAUGCAGCCAUGGGCACAGAGUGUUGUCGUAGGACGGGCCAGGUUGGGUGGGAUCCCAACUGGAGUAGUUGCCGUGGAAACCCGAUCAGUGGAGCUUUCAAUCCCAGCAGACCCAGCUAAUCUGGACUCGGAAGCCAAGAUAAUCCAGCAGGCUGGGCAAGUGUGGUUCCCUGAUUCUGCUUUCAAAACUGCACAAGCCAUUAAAGACUUCAAUAGAGAGGGACUUCCGCUUAUAGUGUUUGCCAACUGGAGAGGUUUUUCUGGAGGCAUGAAAGACAUGUAUGACCAGGUGCUGAAGUUUGGAGCGUAUAUAGUGGACGGUCUGAGAGAGUACAGACAGCCGGUUCUGGUGUAUAUCCCACCACAGGCGGAGCUCCGGGGAGGAUCAUGGGUUGUCAUAGACCCUACUAUCAAUCCUCGCCACAUGGAAAUGUAUGCAGACAAAGACAGCCGUGGCGGUGUGCUGGAGCCUGAAGGCACAGUGGAGAUCAAGUUCCGCAAAAAAGACCUGGUGAAGACCAUGCGACGGGUGGACCCUGUGUACAUGGGGCUUGCAGAAAGACUGGGAACCCCAGAGUUGAGUGUGUCUGAGCGUAAAGAGCUGGAGAGUAAACUAAAAGAGAGAGAAGAGUUCCUGCUGCCCAUAUAUCAUCAAGUAGCUGUUCAGUUCGCUGACCUUCAUGACACACCGGGCCGCAUGCAGGAGAAAGGAGUCAUCACUGAUAUCCUUGAGUGGAGCACGUCUCGGCAGUUUUUCUACUGGCGUUUGCGGAGGUUAUUGCUGGAGGAAACGGUGAAGAGGAAGAUCCAGUGUGCUAACAGUGAGCUGACGGACGGACAGGUUCAGGCUAUGCUUCGCCGUUGGUUCGUGGAAGCAGAGGGAGCUGUGAAAGCGUAUUUGUGGGACAGUAAUGAAGAUGUGGUGGAGUGGUUGGAGAGGCAGCUGGCAGAGGAAGAAGGCGCCAGAUCCGUCAUCGACGAGAAUAUCAAAUAUAUUCGCAGAGAUCACAUCCUCAAACAGAUCCGCAGCCUGGUUCAAGCUAACCCUGAGGUGGCUAUGGACUCCAUUGUACACAUGACCCAGCACAUUUCCCCCACACAGCGCGCCGAAGUCGUCCGCAUCCUCUCCACCAUGGACACCCCAGCCUCCUCGUAGAAUCUCAAAAGCCUGAUCUUACUGGAAACCGCAAAUAGAGGAGCCAACAUGGAGGUUUCUGUGACUGACUUUAUGUUGUUGGCUAUGAUUCUGAAAGUAGUCUUAAGAAUGCACAGCAACGCGCACCUUUAGAAACACUAAAAAAAUAAAAGUCCUAGUGUUGUCGUUUAUAGUUCUGCAGUCUAGUCAAGUGCACUUUUAAUCAGCUCUAGAUGAACAGAGACCAAUUAGAACAAGCUGCCGUUUGUUUUAUUUUCUAGAACGUUUAUUUGUUUAAAAAGAAGUGCGUUACUGUAUGAGUGUGAAAGUUUGCAUAUGUUGUAAUCAGUUUUAUUUUAUAACAGUCAGGUUGUAACACUAGUUCACGCUUGAAGCGAGCGAGUUGACAACUGGAUCACUCCUGAUUCACUGGUUAUAAUGGAAGAGAUGGAAGUGUAGAUGUUUCUCUUUACAUGCAGGAUGGUCAGCUGAGCCAAAUGACCCCAUCAGUUUGUUACUGUACUUGUUUCAUGCCCUUGUAGCUUAACCAAAAAAAAAAAGUUUUUUUUUUGUUUAAAUAUAUAUCCACUUGUUAUAAGUAUUCAGUUUGUUUAUCCUUUUUUAGCAUAAAUAUGAAUAUAUAAUGCUGAGAAGUCAUUAAUAACUUAUUAAAUGUAAAAAAGCGCUGCACUCUGUAGUAUAACGUGGUACAUAAUACUGUAAGUGUGUAACUGUAGAACAUUCAACUGUAACUGUAGAACAUUCAACCUGUUGAAUUUGAUUGUUACAAUAUGAAUAUUCUGGAAUGACAAACCAGGAGAGGAUCAAUAUUGGAAAAGAAUACUUGAGAGAUGAAUUGAGUUACACAAGAGAUCACAAUGUCAGUUAUGUCACAACUAAGAGACACGAUGCUCAGUUGUGUCCUCAUUGAUAUUACAGUAUGCUGGUGGUUUGUGUGACUGGAAAACCUCAAGAUGUUACUCCAAUUCCAGAUUGCGAGCACUACUGCUGGACUCGAUGAAAGAUUGCGUCAAGUCCACUGUCAUGGUGUGACCAUCAGGGUGGUAAAUUGUUUAUCAGUGAACUGAGAUCAGAAGCUAUCAACCUGCCUGGUCAAAAUGGAGGAUUUUGUGUUUACUAAGGCAAUGUUUUGUUGCCUCUAAAAAUAAAUAAAUGAAUAAUAAAAGUCAAA
This is a messenger RNA of Danio rerio (zebrafish), 8344 nucleotides long. It is a transcript of the gene acaca, whose product is annotated as acetyl-CoA carboxylase alpha. Lineage: Eukaryota; Metazoa; Chordata; Actinopteri; Cypriniformes; Danionidae. Gene Ontology annotation, molecular function: ligase activity; nucleotide binding; metal ion binding. Gene Ontology annotation, biological process: malonyl-CoA biosynthetic process; fatty acid biosynthetic process. Gene Ontology annotation, cellular component: cytoplasm. The record is from RefSeq and is marked provisional.